GUAGAUCGAUUGAAGAUGAACACAGACAUAACUGCCUUGGAGAAGCCCCAAUACCCAGUCGUAGAUCGGAAUCCUCCAUUCACAAAAGUCGUCGGAAACUUCAGCGUCCUCGAUUACCUCCGUUUCUCCACCAUCACCGGCGUUUCCGUCACCGUCGGCUACCUAUCAGGGAUCAAGCCUGGAAUCAAAGGACCGUCGAUGGUAACGGGAGGGCUGAUCGGACUCAUGGGUGGAUUCAUGUACGCUUACCAGAACUCUGCGGGUCGACUCAUGGGGUUUUUCCCCAACGAAGGCGAGGUCGCUAGUCACCAGAAGCGUCGUGGCUCCUUCAAUUGAAUCUUGGGUUUUCCUUCAUCCUUUAAAAAAAAAAACUAUCUUUUUCUUGUAAUUGGAUUCAGUUGAGGAUACGUUUGCCUCUGUUUGUCUGUUAGGAUAGACUUUUGGUUAAUAAAAACUUGAGCUUGCUCGAAAAUGUGUGAACGGUUUAUGUUAUUGCUAUGUUGCUUUGAGGAUUCUUUACUGCUGCAGUGAGACUAUGUCAGUAUGUUCUCUAUGUAGCAUGGGCUUGAUGAUGAACAAGUAGCAGAUUAAUCUGGAAAUUUCAGUCUCUGCCUUGGUUUGAAAUCAUUUUUGUGUUUUGC
Eruca vesicaria subsp. sativa (arugula) is the source of this 641-nucleotide messenger RNA. The record is from the annotation of a GenBank genome assembly. NCBI's taxonomy places the organism in Eukaryota, Viridiplantae, Streptophyta, Magnoliopsida, Brassicales, Brassicaceae.